AUGAGCAUCAAGGUUCUCUUCCAAUCAUGGCGAAUCGAGGGUUUAAUGGCACAUUUCUACAACAUAGAACCUUAUCUUAUCCUCUUCUUGGAUUUGGACAUCGUUAUAACAUGCAACCUAAAAAAUCUAUGGAAUUACUUUGACGAGUUUUCUGACGAUGAGGAUCGCGGAUUUAACACCGGCGUUGCCCUAAUGAAUAUACGUAAGAUGCGUCGUAACGCCUGGGGUGACCACUGGCGCAAUGUAACCAAACACAGCUUACAAAGAUUAAGCUACACGGCUCUUGCGGAUCAGGACAUUGUAAAUGCAGCGUUGUUUUACGACAGCCGUCGUGUCAAAAGACUACCUUGCAAAUGGAACGUUCAGUUAGCUGAUUCUGUUGAUUACGCAAACUGUCUACGUAAAAAUGACUUUUAUACCAAAUUCGAGGACGUUUUUUGUGAAAAUGCCUGCAUCUUGCAUUGGAAUAAACCGAUCAAACCUGCCGAUGCUACCUUUCCUGGUCAUGAUGCUGAACUGCAAAAUGUACAGAAGCCGACUACCCCAAGCACACGAGUGCAUCCCUUACUCAAUCAAUAUUCGAAAUUAUUUAAGGAGCAUAGACUUCAAAGUAAUAUUCUUUUUCUGAAUUCUAAUUACAGACUUCAUCGUCUUGAAGAAAUGGCUUCACACUGGGACGGACCAAUAAGUCUCGCUCUUUAUGUCACGGAUAAAGAGGUUUUACUCCUCACGGAAUAUAUACAAAAUAUUCCUAUUCUCAGCAACCGUCAGGACCUUUUUAUACAUCUCAUGUUUAAGGAAGGUAACUUUUAUCCAAUAAAUGCUUUGCGAAAUAUUGCAAUGGAGUACGCGACAACUGAUUAUGUGUUCCUCGUUGACUUUGAUUUCAUUCCAACUCCCCGGAUGCACACAUAUCUCAGCGACACACUGACAUCACAAAUAUCGAAGGUAAUUAUGGAGUUAAAGGACAAAAAACAGACCGGCCAAAAUAAAGGAAUAAAAACCAGCACGCCCUCAAAGACAAAGGUUACCUGGGAGAAGGAUUCAAGACCCGUUGCAUAUGUAAUACCGGCCUUCGAGACUUUCUACACUCAAAUCAAUUUCCCUAUUAAUAAAAGUGAACUGCUGAAUCAGAUCAAAACUGGUGUUGUCAAACCGUUUCGCAUUGACGUGUGGCCAGCUGGUCACCAAGCAACAAACUACACGCACUGGUACAACUCUUCUGUCCCAUAUGAGGUAAAAUGGGAAGCAGAUUUCGAACCAUAUGUGGUCGUCAAAAAGACUGCCGCCAGAUUUGACACAAGGUUUUUGGGCUUCGGAUGGAAUAAAGUCGCCUAUGCAAUGCUUCUUGACACUCUUGGCUAUCGUUUUCUUGUAUUACCAGAGGUCUUCGUCAUUCAUCUUCCACAUUCCCCAAGUAUGGAUGUCUCACGAUUUCGGAAUUCACCCUUUUUCCGGAUGUGCUUGGAACGAUUCAAAGUGGAAUUCAUCAAGGAACUGGCACACAAUUACGGUGUCAGAUCAUUGAAGUAUCUUCAGUUCAGACAGCGUCCAAAUGGGUUAUAA
Messenger RNA from Dibothriocephalus latus, 1566 nucleotides. Lineage: Eukaryota; Metazoa; Platyhelminthes; Cestoda; Diphyllobothriidea; Diphyllobothriidae. The record is from the annotation of a GenBank genome assembly.